GGUUUCAAGCUGUGUGUUGGACGUCCUGAGGAGUUCGCAUCGCUCGUGGCUGCCAUGAUAAAGACUAAUAUCGCUCCUGAUUUCGUCACUGUUGAUGGAACUGAGGGAGGCACAGGUGCGGCACCCCCAGAAUUCUCGAACAGCGUGGGCAUGCCCUUGAUUGAAGGCCUCACCUUCGUAAAUGAUAUCCUGACUGGUGCUGGUAUCCGAGACCAAGUCAAGAUCAUCACUGCCGGAAAGGUUAUCAGUGGCUUCAGUGUGGUUAGGAAUUUGGCGCUGGGUGCGGAUAUCUGCAACUCUGCGCGUGCCAUGAUGUUUGCCCUGGGCUGCAUACAGGCGCUCAAAUGUGAUUCGAACAAAUGCCCUUCAGGCGUAGCCACCCAAAACCCAGCGCUGAUGGCAGGACUGGAUCCCAACGACAAGAGCGUGCGCGUUUUCAACUACCAGAAGAACACCGUAGACGCCGCCCUGCACAUCAUCGGAGCUGCCGGAUACGACUCUCCGGCGGGUGUAUCGAGAGACCAUGUGAUGGUGCGUACAGACGGUGUGUACUGUGCGUCCUAUGCUGAGCUGUACCCAGCGGUGAAGCCCGGUUCGCUGCUGGAUGGGACGGCGGAGAGGCAGAAUCUGCAGCAGAUCUGGGAUGCUGGCCUACUGUUGGUCAAUCGAGAGCACGAGGCAAUCGAGCACGAGGACCAUUAUCUUCCGAACUAAUUGCAAAUUAGAACAUCAAUAGCUUUGUACUAGAGUCUGCGUAGGUGAUGUAUUUGCCGGGUGUAUCAGGUAGUUGCGCACUCUGGGAUGCAGGUCUUCCGCCGCCGGUGAACGGACAGCAUAGGGUCUUGAAAUGCCACGAGAAUUAUAGUCGAGAGAAUACGAAACGUCAUGCGUUACAAAACUGUGCACUAAACAAAUAAAGUUAUCUUAGAAAUCAGGA
Messenger RNA from Sphaeroforma arctica JP610, 937 nucleotides. RefSeq lists its product as hypothetical. The transcript is spliced from 5 exons. Gene Ontology annotation, molecular function: glutamate synthase activity. The annotation marks the transcript as partial. Lineage: Eukaryota; Ichthyosporea; Ichthyophonida. The record is from RefSeq and is a predicted model, not a curated record.